Nerophis lumbriciformis (worm pipefish) is the source of this 2490-nucleotide messenger RNA. It is a transcript of the gene kcnj8, whose product is annotated as potassium inwardly rectifying channel subfamily J member 8. Lineage: Eukaryota; Metazoa; Chordata; Actinopteri; Syngnathiformes; Syngnathidae. Gene Ontology annotation, biological process: potassium ion import across plasma membrane; regulation of monoatomic ion transmembrane transport. The record is from RefSeq and is a predicted model, not a curated record. Gene Ontology annotation, molecular function: ATP-activated inward rectifier potassium channel activity. Gene Ontology annotation, cellular component: plasma membrane.
AGUUGACUUGACGUUGUGUGCGUACUCGGACGUUGUCCGAAGAGACCUGCGACGACUCGGCGACUGAAGCGUGUUCCGGGGAGGCUGCAGAAGCGAGUCCGGGCUCGGAGGACCGAGCCAGCCCUCCUCAGAGCAGAGGCGGCCCAAAGGCGCGCUCUCACCAGCGGGCACUGCGCGCCUCCAGUGCGUCAAAAGGCGCACCGGAGCCGAAGAGCGCGGACGCUGAGGUGCGGCGCGGAGAUGCUGGCGAGAAAGAGCAUCAUCCCGGAGGAGUUCGGUCUGCCGGGGCUGGCGUCCCGCCUGCCUCGCAAGCCGGUGUUCCGCGACCGCGUCAACAAGGCGCGCUUCAUCGCCAAGAACGGCUCGUGCAACCUGGCGCACAAGAACAUCCGCGAGCAGGGCCGCUUCCUGCAGGACGUCUUCACCACGCUGGUGGACCUGAAGUGGCGCUUCACCCUCGUCAUCUUCACCACCACCUUCGUCAGCAGCUGGCUGCUCUUCGCCAUGAGCUGGUGGCUGGUGGCCUUCGCGCACGGAGACUUGGACCCGCAGCGCCUGCACGGACCUCACUGCGUCAUUGGCGUCAAGUCGUUCACCUCGGCCUUCCUCUUCUCCAUCGAGGUCCAGGUGACCAUCGGCUUUGGCGGGCGAAUGAUCACGGAGCAGUGCCCCGCCGCCAUCACCGUCCUCAUCCUGCAGAACAUCGUGGGCCUCAUCAUCAACGCCGUCAUGCUGGGUUGCAUCUUCAUGAAGACGGCACAGUCCAACCGGCGGGCGGAGACGCUCAUCUUCAGCCGCCACGCCGUCAUCGCCGUACGCAACAACCGUCUGUGCUUCAUGAUCCGCAUCGGCGAUCUGAGGAAGAGUAUGAUCAUCGGCGCGACCGUGCGGCUGCAGGUGGUGAGGAAGACGACCACCCCCGAGGGCGAGGUGAUCCCCAUCCAUCAGAUCGACGUCCAGACAGAGAGCGCCAUGGCCAGCAACAGCCUCUUCCUGCUGGCGCCGCUUAUCAUCUGCCACGUCAUCGACAAGAACAGUCCGCUGUACGAGCUGUCGGCCAUGGAGCUGCAGUGCAGCGACCUGGAGGUCAUCGUCAUCCUGGAGGGCGUGGUGGAGACCACGGGCAUCACCACCCAGGCCCGCACCUCCUACGUCUCCGAGGAGAUCCAGUGGGGUCACCGCUUCGUUCCCAUAGUAACGGAGGAAGACGGGGUGUACUCGGUGGACUACUCCAAGUUCGGGAACACAAUGCGGGUGGCCACGCCUCGCUGCAGCGCCAGGGAGCUGGACGAGAAGCCCAACAUCUUGAUCCAGACGCUGCAGAAAAGCGAGCUGUCGCACCAGAACUCGCUGAGGAAGAGGAACUCCAUGCGGCGCAACAACUCCAUGCGGAAAAGCGUGGGAAGCGGCGGGAGUCUGCGGCGAAACAACUCCGGCAUCGCCUCGCCCAAAGUGCAGUUCUUCACCCCCGCCGACAACUGCCAGAGCGUGAACGCCGUCACCUGACAUGAGGCCCGCCUCCUGCUGGCGGCCAUGGUCCUCCUCCUGGUGGCGAAGAGGGUCGUGGGCGUGUCCUCCGCCCCCGUAGGACUUCUUCUUUGGCUUUUCCCCACUCACAGCUAGCACGACCGGGCACCGAGACGACGCAGAGUCCACCGGAGUUCGGCGGGGGUUGCCACGGUUACGCUUCGCACGUUGACAAUGUAGCAUUUCAUUUGUGGAAAUAACGAAUUCAACUCAUACUUGUGUGACGUCUUCAGCUACAGUAUAUGAAGAGAAAUAAGUAUCUUUUUAGGCAGCCAAACAAAAAAUUUACUUGCAAGCGGAAAGAAAAUAAGCAAACAUAAAAAAUGUUAAUAGAAAAAAAAUUUCAACAAAAAAAUGUUUGCAAGACAAAGACAUUAUAAAUCAAAAUAAUGCAUUUUCAACCCAAAAAAAGGCUGACCACGCUGUCAGGGACGCCAAACGUCAAAUACGCGAUGACGUCACGAACCCAAAAGUGUUACAUGUGAUCCCUCAGAGUCUGUAAAUGUUGAAAUAAAAAUAAAAUAAAGGUUUAUAAAAUUGAAAAACGAUUAAAUAAAGGUUUAUAAAAUUGAAGAACGAUUAAAUAAAGGUUUAUAAAAUUGAAAAACGAUUAAAUAAAUUAAAUAAAUUAAAUAAAUUAAAUAAAUUAAAUAAAUCCCUCAGAGUCAAACAUGGCUCGUAGAUUGCUGUACUAUGAAGAGAUAUUAGUGUCUUUUUAGGCAGCCAAACAAAAAAUUGACUUGCAAGUGGAAAGAAAAUAAGCAAACAAAAAAAAUGUUAAUAGAAAAAAAUUUUCAACAAAAAAAUGUUUGCAAGACAAAGACAUUAUAGAUCAAAAUAAUGCAUUUUCAACCCAAAAAAAGGCUGACCACGCUGUCAGGGACGCUUUACGUCAAAUACGCGAUGACGUCACGAACCCAAAAGUGUUACAGGUGAUCCCUCAGAGUCUGUAAAUGUUGAAAU